AUGACUACAACCCCGUGUACGGAUGUACACCGAAAAUAUUGUUCGUGUUAUCCGGAACAAGGACGGACGAGAAUUGCUGCAAUGAUACCACUAGAAACACAAUAUAGCAAGGGAGUGAUAACAGCUUACUGGGCGCACAGACGUAAUUUGUUACCCAGACUUGUAUCGACAAACUACACUUAUCCAGAGGUAUACGAUCCCGGUGCUGCCAGUUUGACUGCAACUAUUAAUGGUGGGGCUGGAGGAGCACAGUCGAGACUGUGUUCAUUUGAUAUGACUCUGUACAGAUCACAGAUCCUGAAAGUGUGUUGUCACAGCGACCUUAUGCCCUGCUAUGUUAAGAUUGAAAUCAAUGGUCAGGAGAUUGCUAGGGAUGUGUCGCCGUGCUACUCCUACUCCUCAAAUACGGAUAUUACAGGAGUCGUGACAGUAUCAUACUCUGUCUGUGUAAAUACUGAAUAUGACAGCAGUAACAAAUGUUCGCUACCAGACGUUAUAACUACAACCACGACUACAAGCACUACCACAACUGUGACUUCUCCAACCAUUACAACUGACGAAUUAACUACAGGCAUAAAUGGACCAACAGGAACAGAUGGGGAUGAGAUGACUACGGACGACACGGCUCUGACCACUGGAUUGCCGAAAGAGGCGACCACCAGCAGUCUUGGGAUCUUGUUCUGGAUUUUUGUAGCGAUUGCCGUCCUGGCAGUCAUUUUAGCUACACUUGCAUACUGCAUGUUAACCAGAAAAA
This is a messenger RNA of Candidula unifasciata, 754 nucleotides long. NCBI's taxonomy places the organism in Eukaryota, Metazoa, Mollusca, Gastropoda, Stylommatophora, Geomitridae. The record is from the annotation of a GenBank genome assembly.